Molecule: messenger RNA, 671 nt
Organism: Drosophila elegans
Lineage: Eukaryota; Metazoa; Arthropoda; Insecta; Diptera; Drosophilidae
Exons: 4
Coding region: 19-408 (129 amino acids)
Source: RefSeq, a predicted model, not a curated record
CGUCGCACCGUAAAAACAAUGGAAAGAGAAUCGCCCAAAAAGCUGGAGGACGCAUUGGAAGAAAUGGGAAUGCAGGGUGUGCUGCCGUACCUGCAGGAAGCUGGAGUGACUUUGUCACUAUUAGAAAGUGUGACAGAGGAGGAGCUAAAGGAAGCAGUUCCCCAAUUGGGACUGCGUAUGCUGUUCAAUCGGAAGCUUACAAUUUGGAGAGAAAAAAUCGCACGCCAAAACGAAAACGAGACCAAUUUUGUGCUCCACAAGAGCAUUCGUUCGAUUAUAGAGGCGAAGGAGCAUGGAAAAACGUUAAUUAAUAAAGGGAAUCUUGUUGAGGUGGAUAGAAUCUGGCUGAUCAACGCAAUAGUUGAGGAAGCCAUCAAGAAUAAUUUAAUAAUUUUAAUAAUUUGUUAAAGGAAAAGUUUUCGGACUGCAACAAAUUCCAUUUAUAUGAUAUCUUAAUUUUUAAAGGAAUUACUACUUAGGUGUAAUAUUCAGUGACUUUAAGUUAUUUAAAAUUAAAUUCUUUACUGUCUACAACAACUAAGCUUACGGUGUUUGCCAACAAAUUGAAAUUACAAACUUUGAUAAACAUUUUCGCGCAUACGUAAUUGGCUCUGCUAAAGAAUAUUGUAUUAGAAAGUUAAGUGAAUUCGACACUGCUCCUUUGCAUUUAU